AAUAAUCCUCUGAAUGCCUGACAGUGCCGGUCCUGAGCGCUCGCGGCGCGGGGACCCCCUGCCGCCGGGGCCUGAGGCUGGGCUCCCAGUCAGGCACCUGGCAAAGUUGGAGCGGAUCUUCCCGAACGGGGCACGGGCAGCAGGGCGCUGCCCAGGGGCCGCGGGGGCCAAGCCCGGGGCAGGGCCGGGCGGUGCCAGGGGCCCUAGCGGGGCAGGCGGCGGCGGCGGGGGCGCCCCGCGUCCUGGGCUGGGCAUGGAGGGGCGGAGAGGGCAGAGCCCCGGGUCCUGCAGCGCUCGGCUCGGCCAGACUCAGCCCCCUGCUCCUGCUGCUGCUUGAUCUGAAUGUGCUGAGGCUGGAGCUGCCCCCAGAGCUGCUGUGAUGGCGGCAGCGCGGGCUCCGCACCGGGACUCGCCCUGCCCGCAGCAGCGCCCUCGCUGAAGGCGGCGCGGCCCGCGCCCCGGGGAAGGGGGGCUGCAGCAGCCCGGCGAGCCGCCCACCCGCGCCGCGGGCAUCGCCCCCACUCGCGUCCCUCCAGUCCCCGCAGGGCGGAAAGGCGGCGGCGGCGGCGGCGGCAUUGUGAAGCGCGCAGCGGAUCGCAGGCCCGGGAGCAGCGGGGCUCGCUCCCUCCCGCCCGAGCCCGAUGAGCCAGCCGGACAGCAGCGCCCCGGAGCCGGCGGCGGCGCCGGGAGAGCAGGCUGAUGAGAGCAGCAGUACUGGGAAGAGAAGCUCUUCAAGCAGUUUGUUUAUACCCAGUGCUGGUGACAAGAUGCCCAAGACUGGACAUAUGAGUGGAUUCAGGAGAGUCAAAUAAAGGGACUGCAUUCUGAUGAUUCCUCUGUCUGUGAAACCCCAAACUGCUCAUUUUCUUUUGCUGUCAUAUCACAUUACCAGACUAGAAUGAAUUUGCUGCCCAUUAUCAGCUGUAGAUCUCGCUCAGAUUUUUGUUUUCCAGGUUUCUCCCUUCUGGGAGCACUUGAAGAGGAGCCCGAAGAGCCCAAAAGCAGAGGGCUCUGAUUCUGUGACAUCUCAGUCCUCGCCGAGUGAAGAGCCCGGAACAAUGACGGAGGUGAAGGUGAAAACAGAGAUACCAGAUGACUAUAUUCAAGAGGUGAUCUGGCAGGAUGACACCAAAGAUUCCAAGAAAAACAUAAAGGAUGGGCCAGGAGAUGUGCCAGCAGAAAUCUGUGUGGUGAUUGGAGGGGUCCGCAACCAGCAGACACUUGAUGGAAAAGCAGUGGAACACAGCUCUCCUGUUGGAUAUACACGAAAUCGAUACUCAGGCACCUGGAUUUUUGACCAUGCAUUGAGAUACACAUCCGGGUCUUAUGAGUGUGGAAUAUGUGGGAAGAAAUACAAGUAUUACAACUGUUUCCAGACCCAUGUGCGGGCGCAUAGAGACACUGAAGCUGCCUCAGGUGAAGGAGCCUCACAAGGCAACAAUUUUAGGUACACAUGUGACAUUUGUGGGAAAAAAUAUAAAUACUACAGCUGUUUCCAAGAGCACAGAGACCUGCAUGCGGUGGAUGUUUUUAGUGUGGAAGGGGCCCCAGAAAACCGGGCAGACCCGUAUGACCAGACAGUCAUAGCAGCAGAUGAAGUGAAAGAGGAGGAGCCAGAACCAUUUCAGAAGAUUGGUCCAAAAACUGGCAAUUAUACAUGUGAAUUCUGUGGCAAGCAGUACAAAUAUUACACUCCCUACCAGGAACAUGUGGCGUUGCAUGCACCAAUUAAGUUCUCUCGAUCUCCACUCUUCGUGGCAGUGAAGACACAGGCGAGCCAAUCCGGCAAAAAAACACCGGCCUCCAUAAUCCGAUGUUCCACCCUCCUGCACCGCUCCCCGUCCGGUAUCCCACCGGCAUCCCAAUCCCAGAUGUUCCGCGCUCCAAAUUCUGGAUCCCCAGGAAGCAAGGCCACGACAGCAGAAAGCGCAUUCAGUAGGAGAGUGGAAGGCAAAGUGCAAAACAACUUUGAAGAAACAAACAGCAGCUCCCAAAACUCUAGUGAAACCGCAAGUCCCCUGAUUUCAAAUCCUUUCCCGCUUUUACAAAAACCUUACACCUGUGGAGCUUGUGGAAUCCAGUUUCAGUUUUAUAACAAUCUGCUGGAGCACAUGCAGUCCCAUGCAGCUGACAAUGAGAACAAUAUUGCCUCUAACCAACCCAGAUCACCUCUGACUGUUGUGGAAGAAAAGUGGAAACCACAGCUCCAAAGAAACAAUGCCAAUAAUACAUCUGCAAGUGGUUCAGUAGCAAACAGUGCAAUCCCGGAGAAGGAGCGGCAGAACAUUGCUGAAAGGCUGCUGCGAGUGAUGUGCACCGACCUCGGAGCUUUGAGUGUGGUGAGCGGGAAGGAAUUCAUCAAGCUGGCCCAGACCUUGGUGGAUAGUGGUGCUCGCUACGGUGCUUUCUCUGUCACAGAAAUCCUUGGCAACUUCAACACACUGGCGCUGAAGCAUUUGCCUCGGAUGUACAACCAAGUGAAAGUGAAAGUCACCUGCGCCCUGGGCAGCAAUGCCUGCCUAGGCAUAGGUGUCACUUGCCACUCUCAGAGCGUUGGCCCUGAUUCCUGCUACAUCCUGACAGCUUAUCAGGUUGAAGGCAACCACAUCAAGAGUUAUGUCCUGGGAAUUAAGGGUGUGGACAUCCGAGAUAAUGGUGAUUUUAUCCACCACUGGGUGCAGAACGUGAUGUCUGAGUUUGUGAUGUCGGAAAUCAGGACAGUGUACGUCACAGACUGCAAAGUCAACUCCUCUGCGUUCUCCAAGGCAGGCAUGUGCUUGCGUUGUUCGGCCUGUGCCUUGAACUCAGUCGUGCAGAGCGUGUUGAGUAAGCGAACACUACAGGCUCGCAACAUGCACGAAGUCAUCGAGCUCCUGAAUGUCUGUGAAGAUUUGGCAGGAUCCACGGGCCUCUCAAAGGAGACCUUUGGCUCUCUGGAGGAGACGUCUCCCCCACCCUGCUGGAACUCAGUGACUGACUCCCUCCUGCUUGUCCAUGAGCGUUAUGAGCAGAUAUGCGAGUUCUACAGCAGAGCCAAGAAGAUGAACCUCAUCCAAAACCUGAACAAGCAUCUUCUCAGCAACCUGGCGGCCAUUUUGGCCCCAGUGAAACAAGCAGUGAUUGAACUGAGCAAUGAGAGCCGGCCCACCCUGCAGCUGGUACUGCCCACCUACGUGAAACUGGAGAAACUGUUCACUUCCAAAGCCAAUGACGCUGGCAUAGUCAGCAAGCUUUGCCACCUCUUCCUGGAGGCAUUGAAGGAGAACUUCAAAGUUCACUCUGCACACAAAGUAGCCAUGAUCUUGGACCCUCAGCAGAAGCUGCGGCCAGUCCCACCAUACCAGCAUGAAGAGAUCAUUGGCAAGGUCUGUGAAUUGAUCAAUGAAGUGAAAGAGUCCUGGGCAGAAGAACCAGAAUUUGAACCUUCUACCAAGAAACCACGGGCAGCAGGGGAGGCCCCGCCAGCUCAGGAAGAAGAGCAGUUUGGGAAAAAUGAAGUCUACGAUUAUUUGCAAGAACCCCUCUUCCAGGCCACCCCUGAUCUAUUUCAGUACUGGUCAUGUGUUACCCAAAAGCAUACGAAACUAGCCAAGUUGGCCUUUUGGCUCUUAGCAGUGCCUGCUGUCGGGGCCAGAAGUGAAUGUGUAAAUAUGUGUGAGCAGGCGCUCUUAAUCAAAAGGAGGCGGCUGCUCAGUCCAGAAGACAUGAACAAACUCAUGUUUUUGAAGUCCAACAUGCUUUAAAACUGUCUUUUAAUUAAAAAAAAAAAUUAAAACACUGUUCCAAACAAAGAAAAGAAUUUAAGUUCUAAACACUGUGGACCUCAUUAUGAAAGCCCCUGGAAACCAAGUGCUUAUAUAUAUGUGUGUAUGAUUUUAUAUAUAUGUGUGUGUGUGUGUGUGUGUAUACACACACACACAUAUAUAUAUAUAUAUAAAAUAUAAUAAAAAAAUAAGUUUCAGAGGGAAGCCGAGCACGUGUCAGACACAGCCCUCUGCCAGGAACGUGCUCCUUUCCGUUAGCUAGCAUGUGGACUUGACAGACUUUCUAAUGUUUUCAAAUGGGCACACCAAUGGGAGGCUGACAUUCUAAAAUCUUCAGGCAGCUGCGAUCUAAAGUGACUUGAAGUUUCUUUUAUUUCUCCUCCACCCCACCUCUCCUCUUGUCCCCUGGGCCACCUUGCCAUGGAUAAUCAAACAACAUUGAAUAGACCAGUUCUCCACUGGGCUUUGCACCUAGGAAUAACUGUACACCUUGAGGGCAUUCGUUUGUAGCCUUCUUAACAUAUGUUGCGUGUUAUGAAGGCAGCUGUGUUUUACGAGCACUAGUAUCUCUAGAAAUCAGGAAGGGAGACUUUAAGGAAACACAUUUUUUUGCAUUUUAAUAUAAGAAAAAAAUAUAUACUCUUCUGUCUCCACUCCCAUUUUUGAGUUUAACGUUUUAGUUAGUGAUUUUACCUUUGUGAGUUUGAUUUAGAAGUGAGAGAAAUUAUUAUGGCAAAAAGUGUCUGUUAUGUUUUAUAGAAUUUUUUUACAAGAUCAACUUUUUUCUGAAGUCCCACUGUAAACUAGCUCAUCUCACCUGUGCAUCUUCUAUAGCAGUGGUUCUUAAACUUGUUCAUAGAGUGGAACAAAUCUUCACAGAGGGAUUAUCAUGUCAAUACCUCCUGUCCCAUUGAGGACCAACAACAUCCCUGUGGGAACUGCUGCAAUUACUUAAAUGGUGAAGUAACAUUAGCAAAGUAAUGCAUUUUUAGUGUCUUUCAAUAUACUUUAACAGCUAGCUCAGUAUGACUGGGCAGGUCUCUGUGGACCACCAGCAAGUGAUCCACAGACCACCAGUGGUCCACAGGCUUCAGUUUGAGAACCUCUGCUAUACAACAUUUUUGUAAGCCUUCCCCGUACACGUGUCAAAACAAUCUUCACAUGGUCAAGAACAAACCAAGGUGUAUGAUCUAUCAGGGGAGCAGAGGUCAUCAGUUUUCAAAAUGUAGGGUUUGAAGGAAGCUAAGAUAAGCGUAUGGGCUUCUGAAUGUAUGUGCUCCCACUUGAGUGCAGGGUAACCUUCUCGCGUUAUUCUGAAUGGUUUCCUCUGCUAGGACGAAUGUCUUUUAAAUACCUAUAGUGCAUUACACUACUUGCUACAUUGCUGAAUCAUUCUGGCUGGUAAGGUCCUGUGACCUUAAAACUUCAUGUUCACUGGCUCUUCAGACAUAUAGCCCAUUCCCACCUGCUAUAGGAGAUGGUCAUAAAACCCAAGUGUCAUGAGUCAUUUCUGCCGGCAGACAAGGCGAGCUCUCUAGCGGUACAUCUGUACUGCAAAAAGCCACUCUGUGCAAUAAGUCUCGGAGCUUGGAUCAGCUGACUUGGGCUCGCAGAGCUUGCGCUACAGGGCUAAAAAUAGCGGGGUAGAUGUUCCUCUUUGGGCUGGAGCCCAGACUCUGAGACCACCUCCACUCGCCGAGUCUCCGAGCCCAGGCUCCAGUCCAAGCAGGAACAUCUGCACUACUAUUUUUAGUCCAGAGGUGUGAACCGGAGUCAGUUGACCGGGCUCUGAGACUCACUGCUGCUGGAGCUUUUUUGCAGUGUAGAUGAAUCCUGAAUGUCUGCACACAAAGUUGAGUGGCGUCACACCUGACCUCUUAGAUCUGGUGUUCUUGGACAAACUGAAUUCUCCACCAAAGGGAUUUGGAUCCCAAUGGCAAAAUUAAGCAAAUUCCUUCUUGAUGCAUCCUCUCACACUUCAAGCACUUUGCUCCCUAGUUGGAAUCACUGGUGACAAGAGACCGGUUUUUCAGAUGUAUGUGCCCAGAUGAGUCUCUAGAGCAGUUCAGUUGGUAACACUAUCAACUCUGAACUGAAAGGUUGUGGGUUGAAGUCCCUGAACAGGAUGUGGGUAUGUGUUGCAUGCUGACAAUGUACUACUGGGGACAAAGGAGGCUGCUGCACACUUAGAGGUACCAUCCACUGAACAGACAUUAAGCCAAUAUUCCUUCUGCCCAUCUCUGGUUGUGGUGACAAUUAAAGAUCCCAAGACACUUGUUAGAAAUGGAAGAUAAAGCCCAGAGUCCUGGCCAAUAAAUCUGUCUCCUAGUGGAACAAGUUCUAACGCCCCAUGUGAACACACAUCGGUUGCAGUUUGCUUGCAGUCACUUGCACUCCCAGUAUCUAACACUUCCCCUUCAGACACCUAGAUUAUGAAAGGCACGGAAUGAUGUUCUCUGUGGCCUGUAUUGCUCAGAGCUGGGAGAGUUCUCUCAGUAGUGACCCCUGCUUGUUCCAAGCACAUCGAAGGACAGCCCUGGGUCUGCAGAUAUCUUUCCCAACAGAUCUCUGCCCCUUCCCAGCUAGGAAGCAGCACCUCUUGCAGACUGAAUAGGCUGAAGAUUGUGUUGGCUUCCUGCUCAUGACAUCAGUGCAAAAUCAUCCAUCUUCUAAAUGCAAUUGUGAGUGUUGUUGUGGAGGUCUUUAUUCUAACAGUGUUUCUAGUAAGCACAGCUCCAGUGCCGCAGGAAUAAUACCAUUUAAAGAGAACACUCAAGAGCAGGAGACACCCCAAAAAUGUAUUUUCUCGUGCAAUGGACUUUGCAAACAGAGAGAUUUCUUUGUGGGAUUUCUUUCCCCUUCAGAACAAGGGUUUUGCUGUUUAUUUCCUUCUAUAUGAGUGCUACCUGCUCAGCCAUUUUGAGCAACCCUACAAUAAUAAAUCUGUUUAAGUUUGAUAAACAGAAUUGAAAUUUCAAGCUACUAAGGAGAAAAAGAAGAGGGAGAGAAACCCUGCCUGUGAAAACUGAGACACCCUUGUGACAUACUUUAGUGACCACUGGGAGAAAAUAGGGCUGCUUACACGAUAAACCUUCACCGAGUUCAGAACCCAAAGCAGGAGCGGCUUGCCAGGGGUUUGCAAACAGUGUGCAUGAUGCACCUGACAGGAUUUUAGUUCAUUCUCCUGGAGUCAGUACAUUACAUCUUAGUAAGUCCUUUCAAAGGAGCUGAAGGGAGUUAGACCCCACAACUCCCAUUGAAAUUCAAUUCCAGUUCAGUGGGAGAUGAGCCAUCCAAUUCCCCUACCUUUCCUUCGAAAUCCCAACCUUCAUCAAGACCAUGUUUGCUAUUGGACAGGGUUAGUAGUUUUGUGGGACAGGUGAGAGGAGUUGUCCUAGCCUGGGGACAGUGUGAUUGUUCUGCUUUCUUGUAUAUCUGGAAUGUAUAUCAAAGUCCUGCCAUAGCGAAUGAGACAGAAUUGAAACCACUUGGGCAUCUACUUAAUAUGCAGACUGGUGUUAACAUCGGAUUUGAGAAUCAGUCUUGGAGCUUUCUUGGCGGAAGGAUCAGAGAGAGAAGCCCUAUCCAAAUUGGGAAUGCCUCCAACACAGUUACAGCCCUACUGCUGUGGAUGUCAAACCUCUGACUGCAGUGGAGGCUGAUAGGUGAGAACCUCACCAGUAUUUAUAAACUCAGCCUGGUAUCUGGAAAAACCUAGCAGUCUAGAAAAUCUAUGAGCUUACAUGAAAUUAGCAACUACCUGUUCCCUACCAAGAGAAUGGAAGAGUCCACAGCUUCUAAUAAGGAGGAUAAACAUGUUACAGGCGCCAGGCACUUCACUUGCGAGCACCCAUUAGUGCUUUGUGCUGCCCACAGGAUGAUACUAGCCUAUGAUGAGCUGCCCCUCGACUGUCCCUAUCCACUUCUUAUUUACUUUUGUCAGUUAUAAGGAGAGAAUGGUGUCCGCAGCACACAGAUUUCCUUUAUUUGCAAAGGGUUUUCUGAUGAUUCUCCUCCUUCCCGGCCCCAGUUGCUCAGGUAGUAGCUCAUUCCAGGCAGUGCAGUUAAUUUGCAAAGGUUUUGAAUUUAGGAAAUCUUUACCAUUGAUUUACCAAGUUCUCUAUUUAUUUAUUGCUGAUUGUUAAGUUUGGCUCAGUUGUCACGCUGGACAUAGAAUCACUCUCUCAGCAGACACGGCCUGUCCCACAAUGGGAAGUGGUAGAGUAGGGAAGGGUGUGGCCUCAUGGUAAUGCUGUAUGCGCAAUGUGGUUCCAUUCCCUUUGAACUGGAAGCUCUUUCAUCCAUGGAUGGAGCAGUCUGUGUUGGGAAUUUGCCCCUGCCCUCCCCACCCCCCCAAUGAGGAGCACAUCAAACUUCAUACAGAGCUUAUGUGUUUGCUUGGUGCGGAAAAAAGUUAUGCCUCCGCCUAUGCUGUGUCCCCUUGCUUAAGGAAGCAAGCCAGGUUAUCGGUUUGGGAGAAACUUUUGUGCCACAUUAUUGUGACAUUGGCAAACCAUUAAAACAUUUUGGGGAAUACUUCUGUGUCCUGCAACCUUAGCUUUUUGAACAGUCCCACAAAGAUCUGCUUUGGUGGCCAGUAAGCUGAGUGGAACAUCCGGUUGCUGUAGAAGCCGUUUCGCUCUGCAUUGUCAGUUACAGGCCCACUGAUGUAUGCUUAGGAAACUGCAAAACACUUUGCUUCCUUCAUUCCUUAUUGUUAAACACUUCUGUGCAUGAAACCGGAAUCUCUGUUCUGUGUGAACUAAUCUGCUGCUGCUUAUUCUGCACCUGACAUCAUAUUCCUCUGUGCUGUGGAAACCAUUAUGAUGUCAGAGAAUUGUCACAGAAGGAAACAAGCACCAAGAGUAGAUGAACUCUGAAGAAACAAAGUUCCUCUUGUCUUGUCCAAAUAUCCUUCUUAACAAAGGCAGAGAACUGAAAAAAUAGGAAAUAAAGGCAGAAUUUUUCUACGCUGAAAGUUCUGUUUUCGUGAGUGCGCAGCAGUUGAGAUGCCCGUGGGACAGCACUAAACCUGUAACCCUCUCCUCUAUCUCAGUUUCUCCUCUCGUUUUUUCCAACAAUAGAACAUUGUCCAACAAUAUUCCACUCCACUGAGGUUAUCUCUUGAAUGGUUAGGAGCAAGCUGACUGGCUGAUGUGAUGAGUCUAGUGUCUUGUUGUUCUGUUGGGUUUCAGCUGAAGUGACGGAUGUUAGUAAAGACUUGUCCAUAUGAGAAAAUUUGCAACAGUUUAACUAAAUAGAAUUUAAAUCAAUUGAGUUAAAACAGCAUUUUAGUUAAACAAAGAGAAGAUUAAGGGGUGACUUACCUACCUGGGAAACAAAUAUUUAAUAAUGGGUUCAUCAAUCUAGAAGAGAAACAUCUAAAAUCAAGAUUGGGUGCUUUUCUAAAAGAUCUGCUCUAGGAAUUAUUUUGGGGAACGGUUAUACAGGAGGUCAGACUAGAUGAUCACAAUGGUCCCUUCUGGCCUUGGAAUCUAUGACAAAUUGGUGAAAAUCCCUAAUGUAGACAUUUCAACCAAUUUAAGCAAGUGUUAAAUUGGUUUAGCUUGAGUCUGUAAAUUACAGAAUUAAGCUAAACCAAUUUAAGUAUGAGUUAAACUGGUUUAAGCAUCUAUACUAGAGGUUUCUGCCAGUUUCACUAAAUAUAUGCAGUUUUUCUUUUAUAGACAAGGUGUAACAUUUUAAAAAGUACCUAAAGGCCAGAUUGUUAAGGGUAUUUAGGCACCUAAUCAGUUUUGAAAAUGGGAUUUAGGCACUUAGGGAUAUAAGUCUCUCGGAAGGUCAAUUGGAAUUAAAUCCCUGAAUCCCUUUUGAAAAUGGGACUUUGGUGCUUCUGAAAAUGUUGCCCAAGGCCUGAAUUGCCAUGUCAGAGAGUCCUUCAUGAGUCUUAAUGUUCCAUAUGGUGCCUCACAAUUUUGUGGUUCCCACACCCUUAGAGUGGCUCUACGCAUGUUGUGCUUUCACACACUGUAGCAGUGGGGAGGGUUUUCUGUAAGAAGAAGUAUUUUUGUUGAAGGAGGAGUUCGUACCGCCUUAGCCAAUCUGAAGCAUACUUUAGAGUAGCCUGAAUCUAACAAUGGCUGAACUGUCAUUGCAACAUGACACAGAGGCGGGAGAUGAUAAUAAAGACACACUAUACUGUACCUAAAAUACUGUGUUCACUUCUGGACACCACAAAGUUACCAACAAAUUGGAAGCAAUGGGGCUGGGUGGACUGACCUAUAACGAAGAAAAAGCUAAAUCUAGUUUGGCUAAGUGAGACCAAGGGAGGUCUGUGAGUAUUUGAGAGGUACGAACUCCAAGUGGGAGAGGGGCGGAGUUGUUUAGUGUGUUCCAUGUGGAAUAACUAGGAGUAAUGGGAUGAAAUUAAACAAAGGAAAUGUAAACUGGAUCUCAGGAAGCCUGUCUCAUUGCGGAGGGAUCUAUAAAAUCUAGGAGUAGUCUCUCAAGGGAAUGGUUUUGGAGCCCCAUCAUUUAAAACAAGACCAGGCAGAGCAAUGGAGGACAGACUGCAUGGCACAGUAUUGCCCUGGCCCCUGUGCACAGACAAAGUGACUAAACCGAUUUUUUCCUUCUCUAAAGUGUAUAUAUACACCGGCUUUAGAAUGCAGGCUGCUGAUUGGCUUGCGGGAUGACACCAAUUCUGAGAGUACCAGGGUACAAAUAAUAAAUGGAUGCAUCUCAUUUACUCUCAAGGUAACAGUGCAAGCGAGAUUGAGAGUUAAAUCAAACGUUUUACACCUCCCACUGUGCAUCAGCUGUGUCACACAGCGGUUCUGAGUCCUUGGUAUCAGCUGGGAGUCCCUAGAAGCAUCAGACCCAAUGAGACACUGCAGGUAAAAUUUUCAAUGGGACUUGGGCUCCUAAAUCACGUAGGUGAUUUUGAAAAUGUUGCCCAGUAGCAAUAAGUACUCCCUUGUACAGCACCUAGGACAUGUCUGUGUAUCAUAAGUCUUUUUAGACUUACGGAAUUUUAGACUUACGGAAACUUCAUUAAGCCAAUCAUUGUAAAUGAGCAGAUGUAAAAACAAGCACAGAUCCUAGUUGGAAUGGCCCUUUGAUACCAUGGGAAUAGUUUGCUUACGCUAGGCCAGAUAUGGUAAACCAAUGAGAGUGUAUUGCCCUCUAAUUUAAUUUUCUAUAAUGAAAGUUUGGGGGAGUCCUGUUUAAUUUUGUUGGUCAGUUGGAUUUUUUGGGGGGGAGUUGUGGGUUUUUUUUGUUUUUUUACUACGCCUAUUAGAGUCCUUUGCUUUAUAACUUGACAGAAGAGUUUUGCUCACAUUAGAGGACAGUGUAUCCAGUAGACUUUUUAGGGUUUAGUAAUCUGUAAGCAGCUGAGUUUGAAAUUUUUAGUGUAGCUUCUGCAGUCAGUCACAUGAAUGGCUAGUUGGUGCCCAACAUCGACCACUGACUGAAAGGAUUGUUUCUUUCUGUAUUUUAGUGUCACUGACAGCAGCCGGCAUUUGUCUUGGUACCCAGAUGAGCAGCAUAGCCUUAACAAUAGGGAGGUUUUGCAAUGAAAUUGAUGGAUAGAGGCACGUAAAGCCCUUGCUAUGUACAGCCAAAGUUCCUUAAAAAGACCCUUCCAGCCUCAUAAGCCUUGAAUAGUCUUCUGGGGAUCCUUGGGGUGGUCUCUGAAAUGUGUGUGGCUAGGGUAUAUAUUUUUUAUUUUUGAUGAUGUUAUCCAUGGAGAAGGUCCCGUCAGCUUGUGAACGGAGGCAUGUACUCUGAAAAGAGCAACAAAAUCUUAGGGCAGCUGUGGAUGUUGCCAGAGUCCCUUGACAUUCAUUGGAAGUUUUAUUUAAUUUUUUAAAAGGAAAACUGAUCAUGGAUGACAGGUGAAUACCCAAGGUCACAAAUGCAGGAGGAAUACACAUCAUCCAGACUCUGAGGAUUCCAGUCUAUCCUGUAGCUAGAACGUCUCCGACCAACAAAAACACCAGGAAAUCCUCAUAUGCAGCCAGUCUGAAAAGUUCUUCAUUUUGUAUGUUACGUUCUCAAAACCUCCUGUUGGGAGCUGAAUUCUUCUUGUUUCAUCAGGAAAAUGAUUAACAAAGUUCUCCUUUUCCUCCCCAUCUCCCCUCACCCAGUAACUUGUGUGCAUUUACCUUCUUUUCUGUAGAUGCAGAUGUUCUAGGCAAUACCAUAGAUGCACCAGCAUGUCUCUCUCUACAUGCGAGUGCAAGAAUCUCAUGCCAUCUUUAAAAAAGAAAUAUACAAAAAAUAUCUUUUUUAGGCCAGAGUUUUCUACAGGUAUUAAUGAAUAUUUUUCUUAAUCCUUAUAAGUUUUAUGUGUUUAAUAUUUCUUAAUACCAGUAGCAUUAAUUUAUACUUUUGUAGCAACACAAUAUUUUUAUAAACCGCCACCGCUGGCUUUAUCUUCAUAAUGGGGAAAUGUGCGGGCAGUUGGCCCCGCACUGUACCAUGUACUGUAUUUAAAAGGUUAUCUAAUGUCACACUUGCUGUGUUAAUAAACAAAACAAAACCUG
This is a messenger RNA of Chrysemys picta bellii (western painted turtle), 12274 nucleotides long. RefSeq names its product zinc finger protein 618 (gene ZNF618). Gene Ontology annotation, molecular function: protein dimerization activity. NCBI's taxonomy places the organism in Eukaryota, Metazoa, Chordata, Testudines, Emydidae. The record is from RefSeq and is a predicted model, not a curated record.